GAUAUCUAUACAACUAGCAUAACAAUCGUCGUGAAUAUCAACGCAUUGCAAAGGUACACACUAUCAAACAUUUUACGGAUGGAAAGUUUCCCGACAUGAAUUCAGAGGAGCCGGAGAGGAAAAAGAGAAAAAUGGAGCCUCAUAUAGGCGGGGAUAGUUGCCAGAUUCAGGAACAGUCACCUUCGAAAUCUUUUCAUAAUCUACCAUCUAGCUCGGCAAGUGGAGAUUUUAACGAUGUCGUGACAGGGCACCAUUUUGUAUCGGUUGCAACAUCCAGUAGUGGCAAACCCGAAGACAAGGACAAUCUAGUUUUCUUUAGACAAAAGUGUGAUCUUGGCGAUGAAUGGGAAUACAAAUAUCCAAUUCCUCUCAGUAAAUAUCCGAAUAGACAGAUUAAAACUGGAAAUAUUCAUUAUGAUGCCAUGAUACCGGACCUAGAACUUUUGGGAUACCGACCGUUACAAGUGAUUGCAAAAGGCAGGUCCGGAACGAUAAUUUUGGCACAAGAUCUGCACAAAAAACAAAACUUUGAGGAGAGCGAAUUUUGUCCUGUUGCUUUGAAACUAAACACAGCAAAGUCCCGAAGCCGAUCCCGGUACUCUUGGAAAACUGAUAUGACAUUUGAAUUGAACCAUCUUAAACAAUUGCACCAUCCACAUGUUUUGACUUGGUUAAACAGUAUUUGCUACGAAGGUCGGUAUGGUGUUGUUUUAGAAUUUUGUGAAAAUGGUACUCUAGAACAACUUCUAAAAGUUCAUGAUGCAAGAUUUUUGACCGAAUCCGUUACACACAAGUACUUCAAUCAGAUAUUUUCAGGAAUCGAAUAUUUGCAUCUCCAAGGAAUCGCACACAGAGAUUUGUGCACAGAAAAUAUUUUAGUAACUUCCCGUAAUUCUUUGAAGAUAUCAGACUUUGGCCAUGCUAUAGUUUAUUUUUCUGGAGAUCCACUGAGGACUGACAAUUGUGGAACUACUGGAUUUCAAGCUCCAGAAAUACUAAUGGAUCAUCCUUACGAUCCCAAAGUGUCAGAUGUAUGGUCAUUAGGGUGCAUUCUAUAUUUAAUGUGCACAGGCAGGUAUCCAUUAGGUUUAAUCAAAUCCGAGUUUUUGAACCGUGCGUCCAAAGAAAUAGAGUUCCCAGAAACGCGUGUAUUGUCUCUUACGUUUGAGUUAAAGCAACUCGUACGAGGAUUACUGACAUUUUGUUCGCAUUCCAGAUUUUCAUUAAAUAGAACAAAAUAUAGCGAAUGGAUGUUAGAAAAGCACACAAAGGUUCAAAUAGGAAACUUUUACAUGAUUCGUCAACCUAAAAAGAUAAGAGAAGGCCAAAGGGAGCAAGAAAUUAAAACUCAGUAUGGAAUAUAAGAUGUAAAUCAGGCAAAAACUAACGGACAGGUUCUGUGUUUCGGUAUGGCAUUUCGGAGUUCAUUUAAUUUAGGCAAUGGCUACGAUUACCCGCAAAAAGUGACAAUAGUCAGUAUGAAAUAAUUUUCAUUGCUUCUCUCGAGACUAGUUAGUAUAAUUUUUUAGUGCUACCUGCAAAAUUUUACGUUUGCAUUUUAUGUUGUUUUUUGUAACAUUGGGAUACAUUAUUCUUCGCUUUUCUUGUCCAGCAUACGUUGUUUUACAUAUUUGUACAAAUUUAUAUUGAUAGAAAAUAGAUUUUUUUAAACAUUUUCCCAGACUCAUCGGAAAAACAAAUUUUGGUCAGAUGUUUUCGUCGAGGCUCUGACCAAUUGUUAGAAUAUAUUUUGUGUGUAAAAAUAGAAUCUAUAUUAUCAAUUAUUACUCGCAAUUUCCGUUUGACAUCGGGUCCUGGCAAGAAAUUAGUCUCGGAGUUACUUUUUGUGAGUAAUCGUAGCCAGUACUUUUAAUAUAUGGUAUUUAGUUUCGACCUGCACUCGACGUUCUAAUGCUAUGUGGUCCAAGUUCCGAGUCGGUUUCGUUUCAAUUAUGGAUCAAGGUUGCUCAAGUACUUUACUGAAUUCCGACUGCAAACACAGACCCUGUCCAUUAUCAUGCAUGUAGCUGUGAUAAAAAUGAGACAAAUAAAUAUUUAUAAAUCUU
This is a messenger RNA of Mytilus trossulus (common blue mussel), 2066 nucleotides long. Its product is annotated as testis-specific serine/threonine-protein kinase 4-like. Gene Ontology annotation, molecular function: protein kinase activity; ATP binding. The coding region runs from base 96 to 1364 and encodes 422 amino acids. The transcript has a single exon. Lineage: Eukaryota; Metazoa; Mollusca; Bivalvia; Mytilida; Mytilidae. Gene Ontology annotation, biological process: protein phosphorylation. The record is from RefSeq and is a predicted model, not a curated record.